AUGCUGUUACAAUGCGCGGAAGCCCAUAGAAAACCUCGAUGGCUUCCUGUGGCGAAAAGCAAAAUAUAUCGCAUACCGAAGCGACCUGUUGUCAGUGAAGAAGAACGUAUUGAGCUAUUGAGGAUUAAUAACAAUUAUAAAACGCAAAUGCGUGCAAUAAGACGCUUUUAUCAUGAAGAAAUGAUAAAGGAAAGGUCCACACUCGAAAGUGCUAGUUCGGAAAUGUCACUACGCUUGGAAGCCGAAGAGUGGGAGCGAUGUGUUCAACUCAAUGAUAAAUGGAAUGCUCAAGUAGCUGCAGAGCGCGAGGAGAGGAGGAAAAAAGAAUUUGAAAAAAUGGAAGAAUAUGCACUUGCGCGAAUUGAGGCUAAGGACAAAGAGCUAAAAGAGAAAAUUGCACAGGCGUCUGAAAGGAUUAGGCGGCAAAAGGAACUCAGCACAACAUUUAUCACACCAGAGACUUUGGAUGAGGCAAUAGACCAUGCACUGGCCAAUCCCACAGAUUACAAUUUUGCUAUUGACUUGGAAGGCCAGCAAUACCUCGGAAGAGACACACCCAUACCAAGUAAAGAACAGAAGCGGAAAGCUGCAGGAAAUAAUUAA
Messenger RNA from Parnassius apollo (apollo), 603 nucleotides. Lineage: Eukaryota; Metazoa; Arthropoda; Insecta; Lepidoptera; Papilionidae. The record is from the annotation of a GenBank genome assembly.